Messenger RNA from Drosophila eugracilis, 1408 nucleotides. It is a transcript of the gene ND-42, whose product is annotated as NADH dehydrogenase [ubiquinone] 1 alpha subcomplex subunit 10, mitochondrial. The transcript is spliced from 3 exons. Gene Ontology annotation, biological process: mitochondrial electron transport, NADH to ubiquinone. NCBI's taxonomy places the organism in Eukaryota, Metazoa, Arthropoda, Insecta, Diptera, Drosophilidae. Gene Ontology annotation, cellular component: cytoplasm. The coding region runs from base 107 to 1330 and encodes 407 amino acids. The record is from RefSeq and is a predicted model, not a curated record.
AUAUUUUAGUGUGGUCGUGAGAAUUUGAGCAAAAAGUCAUUCCACCAUCCGGUAACACUACCCGGAAUUUGUUUUUGGGGAGACUUCCGAUUUUUAGCUUGAAAAAAUGACCGCCGUGUUCCGCGUUGGCCUGGUACGGCUUGUCAGCCGCGCGACACAGUCGCCCAAUCUUCUCCAGGCGCAGGCGAACGCCCUGCCCGCCGCCUUCCAGCAGCGAUGCAGUAUCUCCGGCAAGACAAUGCGUGGUGGUCCCCGGGUACCAAAGGCGGCCCCUUAUCCGUACAAGACCAAAAAGUACACCGUAUUCAAUGCGUUCUUCGACAAAACUUCUAAGCGUUUUGAUGAGAACAGCAAGGUGAUCUGUGUGGAGGGGCCCAUCGCUGCUGGAAAGUCGAAGUUCGCCCAGGAACUGGCCGAUGAGCUGGAUAUGCAGUACUAUCCUGCCGUAGAUCUGGACCUGAUCUACAUCAAUUCCUAUGGCUAUGACAUGAGGAAAUUGGAUCCUCAGUUGCCGCCCAGCUGUCGCAGCUACGAUGUACGCAACUUUUGCUUGGAUCCUAGCCACGAUCUAGCCGCUCAGUUCCAGAUUCGCAUGUACAUGCUGCGCUAUUCGCAAUAUAUUGAUGCCCUGCAGCACGUAUUGAGCACUGGACAGGGCGUUGUCCUUGAGCGCAGCCCCUACUCGGACUUUGUUUUCAUGGAGGCCAUGUUCCGCCAGGGUUAUCUGUCCCGUGGUGCUCGUUCCGUGUACAAUGAGCUGCGUCAGAACACCAUUGGGGAACUGCUAAAGCCGCAUUUGGUUAUUUACCUGGAUCUGCCGGUAGAUGCGGUUAAGAAGCAGAUUAAGUCCCGCAACGUGGAUUACGAAGUGCAAUCGAAGGUGUUCAGUGAUGCCUACUUGAACGAUGUGGAGCAGCUUUACAAGCAGCAGUACCUUAAGGACAUCUCCACACAUGCCGAGCUGCUUAUUUACGACUGGACAGCUGGUGGGGAGACCGAGGUUGUGGUGGAAGAUAUCGAACGCAUCGAUUUCAACCAGUUUGAGGCAGACUCUCACAACAAGAAGAUGCUCGACUGGCGUUUCCCCCUAGAGACCGAAUGGUGCGAGGCCCGCAUCAAGUACUGCCACGAGAAGCCCGAUCUGAUGAACUACUUCAAUGUGCCUCGUUUCGACGUUCCAGAACUGCUGCGCAGCGCCGACGACAGCAAAGUCUGGCGCGAUGUCUGGUACAAUGCUCCUGGUAUGAAGUAUCGUCCUGGCUAUAAUGCGGAUAUGGGUGACGGCGGUCUCCUCACCAAAACGAAAUUGGGCAUCAACGAGGCCAUCUAGAGGUUUUUCUUUUUUCUCUUGAAUGAAAAUCAUCUGGCGAAAUGUGUUAAUUAUCUAAUAAACAGUCUAGUAAAAUAA